This is a messenger RNA of Lates calcarifer (barramundi perch), 2169 nucleotides long. It is a transcript of the gene aldh9a1a.1, whose product is annotated as aldehyde dehydrogenase 9 family, member A1a, tandem duplicate 1. Bases 173 to 1690 code for a protein of 505 amino acids. Gene Ontology annotation, molecular function: 4-trimethylammoniobutyraldehyde dehydrogenase (NAD+) activity; aminobutyraldehyde dehydrogenase (NAD+) activity. The record is from RefSeq and is a predicted model, not a curated record. Lineage: Eukaryota; Metazoa; Chordata; Actinopteri; Centropomidae. The transcript has 12 exons.
ACAACAGGAGGAAAACAACAGAACUGGGUUGCAUUCAGGAGCUUCAGGUCAUGUAGUGUGAAGGGGGGAGUGUCCUGCACUAAGGGGCGUGAAAUGUUCGUUAUACACGACCUGGCGUCUGGGAUUCACGCUGUUAGUCUGCACAGACAGAAACGAUCCUCUCCCUCCGAAAAUGGCCCAGUCAAUUCUCGACAGUAUGCCCGGAGCCUCGACAGGAACCGUGGUCGUCACAGAUCCACUGAAUUUCUGGGGGGGCAAACGAGUCAAACCCAGGGAGGAGAAAAACGCAGAGCCCGUGUUUGAACCUGCGACUGGUCGUGUCUUGUGUCAGAUGAUACCCUGCGGGGCUGAGGAAGUGGAUGAGGCCAUAAAGAGCGCCCACACUGCCUACCUCAAAUGGAGCAAGAUGGCAGGCAUGGAGAGGGCUCGGGUGAUGCUAGAGGCCGCCCGUAUCAUCAGGGAAAGAAGGGAGAAGAUUGCAAAGCUGGAAGUGAUCAACAAUGGCAAGUCCAUCACUGAAGCACUGGUGGAUAUUGACAUUGCCUGGCAGUGCAUUGAAUACUAUGCUGGCCUGGCUGGUACGCUUUCAGGCCAGCACAUCCAGCUUCCUGGGGGAACAUUUGCUUACACCAGGAGGGAGCCCCUCGGUGUGUGUGUGGGAAUCGGUGCAUGGAACUACCCUUUCCAGAUUGCAUCAUGGAAGUCUGCUCCUGCUCUGGCAUGUGGUAAUGCCAUGGUAUUUAAGCCCUCACCAAUGACUCCUGUGACGGCCGUCAUUCUGGCUGAGAUCUACAAAGAGGCAGGGGUACCUGAUGGACUCUUUUGUGUGGUACAAGGUGGAGCAGAGACUGGCACUUUGCUCUGCCACCACCCGAUGGUCGCCAAAGUCUCCUUCACUGGCAGUGUGCCAACUGGCAAAAAGGUCAUGGAAAUGUCUUCAAAGGGGGUGAAGCAGGUGACUCUGGAACUUGGAGGGAAAUCUCCCCUUAUUAUUUUCAAAGACUGUGAGCUGGAGAAUGCAGUGAAGGGAGCACUCAUGGCGAACUUCCUGACACAGGGACAGGUUUGCUGCAAUGGGACCAGAGUAUAUGUGCAAAGAGAGAUCAUGCCCCAGUUCCUGGAGGAGGUGGUAAAGAGGACCAAGGCCAUCCCCGUGGGUGAUCCUCUGCUGGAUGGCACCCGAAUGGGAGCACUGAUCAGCAAGCCACAGUUGGAGAAAGUUCUGGGAUUUGUCAGUCAGGCCAAGAAAGAGGGUGGCAGAGUGCUUUGUGGAGGAGAGCCUUUUGUCCCUAGUGACCCCAAGCUAAAAGGGGGCUACUUCAUGUCACCCUGUGUACUUGACAACUGCAGAGAUGACAUGACCUGCGUGAAGGAGGAGAUUUUUGGCCCAGUCAUGUCUGUCAUGCCUUUUGACACAGAGGAGGAGGUAAUCCGGAGGGCCAACAACACUACCUUUGGACUGGCCUCUGGAGUCUUCACCAGGGACAUCUCUAGAGCCCAUCGUGUGGCUGAGAACCUGGAGGCAGGAACCUGUUUUAUCAACAACUACAACAUCAGCCCUGUGGAAGUGCCAUUUGGUGGAUACAAGAUGUCAGGCUUUGGGAGAGAGAAUGGCCAGGUGACAAUCGAGUACUACUCCCAGCUGAAGACUGUGGUUGUGGAAAUGGGAGACGUCGAGAGCCUCUUCUAAACUCCUCUCACCAACUUUAGAUUACAUUACCAGAACUGUGACUAAAACUCUAAACCUCUCCCUUGAGUCUUGUUAUGUGCACUAGAUAUGACCAGUUAUAGGGAGUACUCCCUUAGCACUUCCUCUGCCUGCAUUACUCCUACAUUCUUAGAAAGGAAUGUCAGUAUGAAACAAACAUGUAAGAACUGAAGAAACUGACCAUUUUUACUUCUUACCUAUUCACCUGUUCAGCAUUUUUUUUACUCAAUGAGUGAGCAUUGACCAAGUAUACUGUUUAAAAAGAACACAUGCUGCUGUGUAUGUACAAGUAGAACCAAGAGCCUUAAUUAGAAAUUCUGUGUGCAGUAAAUUGUGAAUCACUAUUACUUGAAAAUAGCUGGCUAGCACAUUUGGUGUCAGAUUUUAUACUGAAUGACAAACUUGGACACAAUAUUUGAUAACUACCCCCUUUGUAUCAAAAUAAAAUAUUUUGAUGAGAA